This is a messenger RNA of Entrophospora candida, 624 nucleotides long. The record is from the annotation of a GenBank genome assembly. NCBI's taxonomy places the organism in Eukaryota, Fungi, Glomeromycota, Glomeromycetes, Entrophosporales, Entrophosporaceae.
AUGCCAUUACCAACUAAGCGACCCAAAAAAUCUUCUAAAUCUUCUAAAUCAACUACAAAUAAAAAAAUCAACAUUAAUAUAAAUGAUCUUAAGAAAAAACUUGAUAAUCAACAACAAAAGAACGAUCAAAGUAGUCAAGAACAAAAUAAACAAGGUUUGAUUGUAUCAUCAUGUAAAUUAGGUCAAAUUAUUUCAAAAAAUCAAUUUACAAAUAAUUAUUCCUCUGCAUCUACUGUGAGUUAUCAACAACAUCAUAAUUAUGAUAUUUUUGAUGAGUUUUCAGAACUUUUAAAGAAUUCAAAGAGUAACAACAAAAAUAAUCUUGCUCCAAAGAAAAUCAAUAAAUACAAGACCAACGACAAAAAACAAUCAAGGAAGAAUCUUACGCCUACUACGCCUACACCAAUUCAUGUUUCUAAACUUCCACCUACCACUAAUAUUCACACAAACGUUCAUACAACUGAUCGUAAUGAUACUGCUCCUCCUCCAAAAAAUGUAACUUCACCUACACCUUCUUCUGCUCCAUCAUCUUCAUUAUUUACACCCAUACCACCGUCCACCAAAACCAAUCACCAGGACGCUAAACAAACAAAUUUUAUUGGCAAUCAAUCUUUUGGUAAUUAA